Parathielavia appendiculata is the source of this 1080-nucleotide messenger RNA. RefSeq lists its product as uncharacterized. The annotation marks the transcript as partial. The transcript has 3 exons. The record is from RefSeq and is a predicted model, not a curated record. Lineage: Eukaryota; Fungi; Ascomycota; Sordariomycetes; Sordariales; Chaetomiaceae.
AUGCUUUUCGAUUCUCUGGAGCAUUACGCCAGUCUCUCUCAAGAUAGCAAAAGCUCUCACCAUGGUGUCCGAAAUAUUGAUUCUGCCAUCCGGAAUUUGGCCCUCAUCGGCGUGGCCAUCCGGCGCACUGGGAAAGCAUCGCGAAGUCGCAGAGCCGACAGGACGUUCAAUCCUGAGAAAUACCACGAAUUCAGGAAACACCUCGAGUGUGUGAUCCUUCUUCGUCCGACUGAAGACGGCCGUCACCCAGACGAGCUGGAUCCAUCCAAGCUGUCCGGUUUGCAGCGAAGGCUGAUCGACGCGAAUCUCCGGCGACGACACCGUUUUCUGCUUGCACAAAGACGGUCGAUGAACCAAGAAGAAGAUAAACCCCUCUUGGCGCCAACCAUUUCGGGGGUUUCCCGAGCAUCCACAGCCGAGGGGACUCUGAAUUACGCACCAGCCAAGCCAUAUAUACCAGGGACGACCAAGACGCAAAUCACCUCCAUUGCCUCCGAUGCCGAGUUUCCAAAUCCCCCUGCUAUACCUGACGAUCGAGAGAUCUUUCAGUGCCCAUGCUGCUGUCAAUCGUUACAGGUGGAGACAUUCAAGGACUCUAAGCUCUGGAAGCGGCAUGUUGUUGAGGAUCUGUGCCCAUACACCUGCAUCGCCGAGAACUGUCCUACACCAGAGCUUCUAUUCUGCACACGAAGCGAAUGGGAAACGCAUAUCAAGAAGAGCCACUUACCGGAGUGGCAGUGUCCGUUUUGUGACGGGGACCACGCGAAGCAGCCGAAUAUGGAAGCCAUGGCGGACCACCUCCAGGCCGACCAUAAAGACGAGCUCUCAACCAAAUCCCUUUCCACGCUUCUCUCCUGGUCUGCGGUCCAGAAAAUGGGCGUCACAACAUGCCCGUUUUGUACUGCUGAUGGACCCGAAGAUGCACCGGACUUGGUGGACCAUGUGCUACAAGAGGCGUACGAAUUUGCUCUCCGUGCUCUGCCUUGGCCAAAGCCCAUCAACCACGAAUUGAACGAGCCUCCCGGGACAUUCAAACUUCCAGACAAAGGAAACGACGAAAAUCCCAUCAGUCGGUGGCUC